This is a messenger RNA of Columba livia (rock pigeon), 4810 nucleotides long. It is a transcript of the gene GALNT4, whose product is annotated as polypeptide N-acetylgalactosaminyltransferase 4. Gene Ontology annotation, molecular function: polypeptide N-acetylgalactosaminyltransferase activity. Gene Ontology annotation, biological process: protein O-linked glycosylation. The transcript has a single exon. Gene Ontology annotation, cellular component: Golgi apparatus. NCBI's taxonomy places the organism in Eukaryota, Metazoa, Chordata, Aves, Columbiformes, Columbidae. The record is from RefSeq and is a predicted model, not a curated record. The coding region runs from base 213 to 1964 and encodes 583 amino acids.
GGAAGUAAGUGAGGGGAGCGCCGAGGCCGGAGGGGCGGGGGGCUGCUUCGUGCCGCCGCUGCUGCGCCGCGGCCCCCCGGGAAACCUCCGGGCCCGCCACGGAGAGACUGGCGGCAAACUCGGCCGGCGACCCGAGCCCGAAGCUGGGCCCCCCAGUCCUGGUCACGGUCAGGGAGCUCCUCUCAGCUUGGGGCUGCUUUUAAUUGCCUACGAUGAGGAUCCGUCUGGUGAGAAGAUGGACGUGGGUCCGUAAAAGCUGUGUGUUUCUCGGCUUCUUGAUGAUCGCAUACUUCGUGGUCGAGCUGUCGGUUUCUUCCUUCGGUGCCUCCCUCGCCGGGGAGAGCAUCACCAAAGGGAAAUGGGAGAGGCGCUUUUCUGACAGAGCAGAAGAAGCUAUGGAUUUGGCUCGUCCAGUUUAUGACAAAUCCCCGCCUGAUCCUUAUUCCCCAGGAGAGUGGGGUAAGCCUUCUCGCCUGCAGCUGAGUUCUGAGGAAAAGAAGCAGGAAGAAGAGCUGAUUGAGAAGUAUGCGAUAAACAUUUACUUGAGUGAUAAAAUCUCUCUGCACCGGCACAUUGAAGAUAAUCGACUGAGUGGCUGUAAAGCUAAGUCUUACAACUACAGAAGACUGCCUACAACAUCUGUAAUAAUUGCUUUUUACAAUGAAGCUUGGUCAACAUUGCUGCGGACAAUACAUAGUGUUCUUGAGACAUCACCUUCAGUGCUUCUAAAAGAAAUUAUACUGGUGGAUGACUUGAGUGAUAAAGUAUAUUUGAAGACUGAUCUUGAAAAAUACAUAAGCAGUCUGAAAAGAGUUCGUUUGAUAAGAACCAACAAACGAGAAGGACUGGUUCGUGCACGCUUAAUUGGCGCUACUUUUGCCACCGGUGAUGUCCUCACAUUCCUAGACUGUCACUGUGAAUGUGUCUCUGGCUGGCUGGAACCACUGCUUGAGAGGAUUGCUGAGAAUGAGACUGUUAUUGUUUGUCCUGUCAUUGACACCAUUGACUGGAAAACGUUUGAAUACUACAUGCAAACAGCAGAACCCAUGAUCGGGGGCUUUGACUGGCGGCUAACUUUCCAGUGGCACUCAGUGCCUAAACAUGAACGUCUUAGGCGCAAAUCUGAAACUGACCCAAUCAGAUCCCCAACUAUGGCUGGUGGCUUGUUUGCUGUCAGCAAGAAGUAUUUUGAGUACUUGGGUACUUAUGAUACCGGAAUGGAUGUUUGGGGAGGGGAGAACUUAGAAUUAUCAUUUAGGGUUUGGCAGUGUGGAGGCAUGUUGGAAAUUCAUCCAUGCUCCCACGUAGGCCAUGUGUUUCCAAAGCGCGCACCCUAUGCCAGACCGAAUUUCCUUCAGAACACGGCACGUGCUGCUGAGGUGUGGAUGGAUGAGUACAAAGAGCACUUUUACAACAGGAAUCCUUCAGCAAGAAAAGAAAACUAUGGAGAUCUUUCUGAAAGGAAGAUACUAAGGGAGCGUUUGAAAUGCAAGAGUUUUAACUGGUAUUUAAAAAACAUAUUUGCGGAGUUGCAUGUACCAGAAGAUCGUCCUGGCUGGCAUGGUGCUAUCCGCAGUGCAGGAAUAGCUUCAGAGUGCCUUGACUACGCCUUGCCAGAAAAUCAUCCUACUGGGGCUCACCUUUCUCUCUUUGGAUGUCAUGGUCAGGGAGGCAAUCAGUUUUUUGAAUACACAUCAAAUAAGGAGAUUCGAUUUAACUCUGUAACUGAGCUAUGCGCUGAAGUCCCUGAGCAUGAAGACUUCAUAACUAUGAGGAACUGCCCAAAAGAUGGAUCUCCCAUCCCAGAAGUUAUUAUAUGGCAUUUCAAAGAAGAUGGGACUAUUUAUCAUCCUCAUUCAGGAAAGUGCCUUACUGCUUAUCGUACAGCUGAGGGACGUGCUGAUGUGCAAAUGAGAACUUGUAAUGCUGCAGAUAAAAAUCAGAUUUGGAAAUUUGAAAAAUAAUCACUGCUGGUUGUAUGAAUCUAAUGGACCGAGAUCUCCAAGCUUUUUACAUUUGUGAGCAGAUAGCAACAUGCAGACGUUUACCUUGGAAUGUCUUCAGAUGCAUCUGUAGUGGUGUAGAAAGUAUAUCUGCUGUGGUGAACUCUAUGGAAAGCAAAAGUAAAUACUGGGGUUUAGUUUCUAAAAAAUUGAAUACAGAUAUAAUGCCUUUUAUUUUUGUAAAAUUUUGAUCUGUUAUUUUCUUACUUUGGUCUGUCUUGAUUAUGGUAAAACAAAGGCUUUUGAGUGGACUGAGAAGGGAUUUUAUUUUCUUUAAAAAAUACAUAUUAGACCUGCAAGGUAAUGAUACGUGACAGUAAAGAAUCUUUACUUACAGAAGUAAAAGUUAAGGUUCUUGCAGAGGAAUUAACUGACCUAUAUUGCAGGUACUUCAUAACUUAUGUAUCUAUAAGUAAUGGUACAGUAGCAUGUGAUUGAAUUGACAUUGAUGUGGCAGGUUGAAUCUUAAGUCUUGUAGUGGUCUGCAGUUUUCUGGGCAUUUACAUUCUCCUAGGGGUUUCGGGGUGACAGUUAUAUUACAUUGAAGAAAAGGAAGUUUCUUUAGUAGAUGGGCUUUGGCAUUGUUUUGCAGUGUUGUGCCUAGUCUCAAAGUUACCUCAUGAGGGUGAGUCAGGUGCUCUCAUGCAUUUAGAGAAGAGUGUGGUAGCAGCUGAACCAAUGACAUGCUGGCAGUACCACAAAUGGGAAGAAAUGGGGAUGGCUACAAGUAAAAAAAUCAGUUUUAAAGGUAAUGGAGGAGGAGAGACAGCACAGAAUUGCAUUAACUACUGCUGUUUCUUAGCUAUACAUUUUAUUUUGCCUCUGAGUAAGCUUUUCUAUGUUAAGCCUGGCAUCCUAGGGACAUGUAGCUAAUGUGACUGUUCUAUGUACCCUUUUUUUUUUUUUUUUUUCUUUAGGUCUGCCAGCAGGGUAGAUGAAGGAGACACAGGAAAAAACUUGGUCUCUUUUGCAUCGUGUUUUGGCAACAGCUGGAAUACCUCAGCCCUAGUUAGAGUUUUGAGAUAAUGCAGCAUUUGAUGCCUCUUUCUAGUCACAACAGUACCAUGGGAGACCUCGAGUAAGGUUGCGAAGCUGGAGUUCCUGAAGUGAAGGGAGUUAACAAAGUAAAGGGCUGCUUGGAGGAAACUAAGAUUUGUUGGUUAGGUGGUUCAGAGAACAGCUUAGAGUGUUUUCUGUAUCCUAUUAUGUAGAGUUUUGAAGAAUAUUGAUCCUUGAAUUCUGUCACUAAUCUGUUUUGAAUGUGAUUAUAGACAGUAGAUGUGAUAGAUAUAUUGUGUACUUGAAAAAAAAAAAUCUUGUGUUAGUAUCUAUGUUUUUAGCUUUACAUGAUUUAAAUUGAACACUUAUCUUAAUGGGUCAGGCAUUCUGGCUUUUUUUUGUUGUUGUUUUUAGUGAAGUGAUAAUGUUUUCCAGUAGCCAUGGUGUAGUAAUUCUUGACCUGGGGCUGGUAGGUAGGAACUUGAGCUAAUAAGCAAUAAGAGUCUGGAUACUUAAAGAAAGUAGUAGGUGUACUUUUGCUGCAGGUGUUAGUAGGAAGAAGGGUUAAAAGGGAGCAAGUGAGUCCUGAAAUAAGUGAAGACUUGCCAAAAAUGAAACAAGAGCAAGUUAAGGUGUAUUCUUGAAUCUUAGUGGUUUCAAAGAGUUGAGCGAUCUGGGUGGAGGGAGGCUAAGACAGAAGGGGAACAGAAAGAGAAAACUUGGAGCUGGUAAUGUAGUGUUGAAUUAUGCUAAGAAUGCUUGCCACUGUGUGGCAUGGGUUGGUUUAAGUCUUUAACUUAUUUUUAGGUGGUUACUUGUUACUUGCAAUUUUUUUUUUCUUUUCCCUGAGCUGACAUUUUUUUUUUUUUUUUUUUAGAAAAAGGGAACUUCUUUACUAUAUAAGGGAGACAUUCCUGAAAAAUUCCAUUCCACUUUGCAGCAAGGAAUUCUUUUCGUAGAUGUAAAAGUAAUGAACCAUUUAUCAAAUUUCAAAAAGCAGCCAGUCAUUAUGUGCUGGGGCAAUAUAUUAUACAAAGUAUGUGCUUUUGUGAAAAGCUUGCUGUAGACUGCUAUGUUCCAUAGAAAUAACAAGAAAAAGACUUGGAUUCUCCUACAUGGCAGAGCACAAGUUUUAUGUGCGAUACAUGUUUCCUCAGAUGAAAGUAAUUUAAUGGUGUGAAUAUAGACUAUGCAACUUUUAUACAAUUAACUUUUCUAGGACUUGGCAAAAACUACAUUUCAUAUAAAGAACUACCUUCAUGUUAAAACUGACAAAGUGUUCCUUAUCUAUUUAAGCAAUAAGUCAAAGUGAAUCUGCCUCUUACAGGGAUAAUAACUUAAUGUAUCUGAACCCUUACUCCAUUUGCCCGUCACCUCUCAUUAUAUUUUUGUAGUUAUAACAAAAGUAAAAGGAAGAAAAACCAAGCAAAAGUAAAUAACCUGGACCUUAAAAUAAAUAAAGUUCAAUUUAUUCCUAAGGGGAAUAAAAAAGGUUGGGGGAGGAGCUAAAUAGAGAGGAAAAAAAAAAACCUUGCCAUUUCACAUUUCCCUGAUUUUGAACUGAGUUGCAGGAAUUUUUCAGAAAUAUUCCAAUUCAGAUGGUUUUCAGUGCAUGCAGAUUUCUGGAAAAUCUGAAACUCUGAAAGACUUUCUAUGUUGUUGGACUUGGAAAAUUUGGGGAGCACUUGUAUAUAAACUACUGAUUUUAGGUGACUUAAAUGAAAUUGAAUGUAGACUUAACACUGAAUAAAUGUGGGAGGGCUCUGGGAUUUAUUUUGAAAAAAAUAAAAUCCAGAAUGAUAAUUAAA